UAAUAUUUGAUGAUUUGUAUUAUGUAUGUUUAAAAAUGAAAGAAAAAUCAUCACUACAUCUCCUUCAUUCCUUCACAAAGUAUCGGUUCGAUUCAUUUGUUAUGGGCAUGUUUUGUGAGAUUGAAAUAAAAUGCUGAUGUAAAUAAAUAAACCGUUAGGAUAAACAAUACGCCGAUACCACCGAUAUUGGAAAUUCUGAAUUCGAUGAGAACGAUUGUGAAAUUAUUUAUUUAGCAAUCACAUGGCAUAGAAUCUCGUUUACUAUACGUAAUCGAUGCGCAAACCAAAUCAAAGACAUUAGAUUCAAUUCAAUCAUGUUCUCACAGAGUGAAACAUGGUGGUGUACAGAGUAUGCUGACAGCAUUCAUGACAUUUUACGUAAAAGAGAAGGUGAUCGUUUGUAUUUUGAAAACAAAGCACCACAAAUCAAAUGGCGAAUACAUUUAAUUCAGCUAAUCCUGGAUAUUGCACGGAAACAUAGAUUUUCGAAAGAAACCGUUCAUUUGGCUGUAUAUUUCACAGAUAUAUUCAUGGAUAAUCACAUGGUUCGAUUGUGGCGACUUCAUUUGGUAGCUUUGGUAUCGCUUCGUAUUGCGGCAAAAAUCGAAGAGAAAAUUUUUGCACUGACUCGGAUUGAAGCCCUUAAUGCGACUGCCAAUUAUUCCAAAGAAGAUUAUAAUAUCUUAGAAACAAUUAUGUUAAGAAUGCUUGACUGGGAUCUGACUGUGCCGACGGCCAUUGUAUUCGCUACCUACUAUGCCGAGUUCAUAAUCACCGAAGUCGAUUACAGCAAGUCUUGUGAUUUUGACAGUUUUGAACAUUUCAAAAACGAUUUAAAAUCGGAUGUCAUUGAUUUCGUAAACUUAAGCUUAUUUGAUAUAUUCAUGACACAUUCAAUUCAACCAUCGAAGUUGGCGGCAAUGUGUUUGGCGGCUGUUCGAUUGAAACGCAAUAUAUUGCCAAUUUGGCCAUUAAAUUUGAUCAGACUCACCCGAUAUCCAUGGGAUGCAAUCAAACCUGAUUUCAAAAAAUUAUUUGAUAUCAAAUUGCUGGCAAGCAGCGAACAACUAAGGCUAGAACUUGAAGUUGGCAUCAGCCAAGAAGCAGAGUUAGAAUUCGACUAAACUUUAAAAUGAUCAAAUUGUAGCAACUGUU
Molecule: messenger RNA, 1155 nt
Organism: Contarinia nasturtii (swede midge)
Lineage: Eukaryota; Metazoa; Arthropoda; Insecta; Diptera; Cecidomyiidae
Gene: CycJ
Product: cyclin-J
Exons: 4
Coding region: 315-1124 (269 amino acids)
Biological process (GO): mitotic cell cycle phase transition; regulation of cyclin-dependent protein serine/threonine kinase activity
Cellular component (GO): nucleus; cytoplasm; cyclin-dependent protein kinase holoenzyme complex
Molecular function (GO): cyclin-dependent protein serine/threonine kinase regulator activity
Source: RefSeq, a predicted model, not a curated record